Phascolarctos cinereus (koala) is the source of this 2952-nucleotide messenger RNA. It is a transcript of the gene BRINP3, whose product is annotated as BMP/retinoic acid inducible neural specific 3. Gene Ontology annotation, biological process: cellular response to retinoic acid; positive regulation of neuron differentiation; nervous system development. Gene Ontology annotation, cellular component: cytoplasm; neuronal cell body; dendrite. The record is from RefSeq and is a predicted model, not a curated record. NCBI's taxonomy places the organism in Eukaryota, Metazoa, Chordata, Mammalia, Diprotodontia, Phascolarctidae.
CUUCUCAGCUGGUUCUGCAGCCAAGCAGUGGAAGGCAGAUAGUUUGAGUCUCCACUGGCUUUCUGUGCUCCUUCCUCUUCCCUGAGAGUCAAACCUAGGAGGCUCUUACUUUGCACCAGUUCUUGAGGACGCAGCAGUAUAUUGAAACCUGAGGUUAGAAUCGCCCUCCUUCUGUUUCCUUCGUGGCAAUUCUCAUGGGAACAUUCAGGGGAAACGCUCCCUUGCCUGUACUCCCCUCAGAAGACAAAGGUGUAUACUUCCAGCUGCGUGAGCUGCCCAAAGGCUGUUUGAUAUAAGGAAGAGACGACCUGGGUUGCAAAUUAUUCCCGGCAUCACUUACAAAUGUACUAACCAGGCAUAGGCAACAGAAGUAAUGAAUUAUGUGUAGGCUGGUGUAAGAAGCGAGGUAAAGGAGAAACAUCGGGUUGGAAGACAGGAGCCUCGUUUUCUGGCCCCUCUUUUUUCUGUCUCUGGUAUUUAGAUUUGUUUGACAUCAUGCAUUUGAGCAGGUGUUGAGGGAAAGCUAAGAGAAUGAAGGCUCUAAGUACCCUGUGGAAGCAUGAUAUGGCGGUGCAGUGCUGGUGCUGAAUUGUUCUCUCUGAUGGCUCUAUGGGAGUGGAUAGCACUGAGUCUUCAUUGCUGGGUUUUAGCAGUUGCUGCUGUUUCGGAUCAGCAUGCCACAAGCCCCUUCGACUGGCUCCUCUCUGAUAAGGGACCCUUCCAUCGCUCACAGGAAUACACAGAUUUUGUGGACAGAAGCCGGCAGGGAUUUAGCACAAGAUACAAGAUUUACAGGGAGUUUGGCCGCUGGAAAGUAAAUAACCUUGCUGUGGAGAGAAGAAAUUUCCUUGGUUCCCCACUGCCUCUUGCCCCUGAAUUCUUCCGUAAUAUAAGGCUAUUGGGACGUCGACCCACUCUUCAGCAAAUCACGGAAAACCUCAUCAAGAAAUAUGGGACCCACUUCUUGCUAUCAGCUACCCUGGGAGGUGAGGAGUCACUCACGAUUUUUGUGGAUAAGCGGAAGUUGAGCAAGAGAUCCGAAGGAAGUGAUUCUACAACCAAUAGUUCCUCAGUCACUCUUGAGACUCUUCAUCAACUUGCUGCUUCCUAUUUCAUUGAUAGGGACAGCACACUACGGAGACUUCACCACAUUCAAAUUGCAUCCACUGCCAUAAAGGUAACAGAAACACGAACUGGUCCUCUUGGCUGCAGUAACUAUGACAACCUAGAUUCAGUCAGUUCUGUUCUGGUUCAAAGUCCUGAGAAUAAGAUUCAGUUACAAGGGCUUCAAGUCAUUCUUCCAGACUACCUACAGGAGCGUUUUGUGCAGGCAGCUCUGAGCUAUAUUGCCUGUAAUUCAGAGGGAGAGUUUAUUUGUAAAGACAAUGAUUGUUGGUGUCAGUGUGGCCUCAAAUUCCCAGAAUGCAACUGUCCUUAUAUGGAUAUUCAAGCCAUGGAAGAAAAUCUUCUUCGAAUAAGUGAGACCUGGAAUGCCUACAACAAUGAUUUUGAGGAAUCAGAUGAAUUCAAAUUCUUUAUGAAAAGGCUUCCCAUGAAUUAUUUCCUCAACACCUCUACCAUAAUGCAUUUGUGGACAAUGGAUUCUAAUUUUCAGCGUCGUUAUGAACAACUGGAGAACAGCAUGAAACAACUUUUCCUAAAGGCACAGAAAAUUGUACACAAGCUUUUUAGCCUUAGUAAGAGGUGUCAUAAACAACCACUCAUCAGCCUGCCAAGACAAAGAUCUUCGACCUACUGGUUAACCCGUAUCCAGUCAUUUCUUUAUUGCAAUGAAAAUGGCCUUCUGGGAAGCUUUUCUGAAGAAACUCAUUCUUGUACUUGCCCCAAUGACCAGGUCGCUUGCCAUGGUUUCCUCCCUUGCAUUGUGGGAGAUGGUUCUUCAUGCUUAACCUGUGCUCCUGAUAAUCGUACACGAUGUGGAAAUUGUAAUACCGGAUAUAUGUUGAGUCAAGGGCUUUGUAAACCAGAAGUGGCAGAAUCAACAGAGCACUAUAUUGGUUUUGAGACUGACCUUCAGGACCUUGAAAUGAAAUAUCUUUUGCAGAAAACUGACCGGAGGAUUGAAGUCCAUGCCAUAUUCAUCAGCAAUGACAUGCGUCUCAAUAGCUGGUUUGAUCCUUCCUGGCGCAAACGAAUGCUCCUUACCCUAAAGAGCAACAAGUACAAAGCAAGCCUUGUCCACAUGAUUUUGGGUCUCUCUCUGCAGAUUUGCUUAACUAAAAAUAGCACCUUGGAGCCAGUUUUGGCUGUUUAUGUCAAUCCGUUUGGAGGCAGCCACUCUGAGAGUUGGUUUAUGCCUGUGAAUGAAAACAGCUUCCCAGACUGGGAACGGACUAAGUUGGACUUACCACUUCAGUGUUAUAACUGGACACUGACUCUAGGCAACAAGUGGAAGACUUUUUUUGAAACAGUACAUAUCUACUUGAGGAGUCGCAUCAAAUCAAAUGGCCCAAAUGGCAAUGAAAGCAUCUACUACGAACCACUGGAGUUUAUUGACCCUUCCCGGAACCUGGGCUACAUGAAGAUCAACAACAUUCAAGUAUUUGGCUACAGCAUGCACUUUGACCCUGAAGCAAUUCGGGAUUUGAUCUUGCAGCUUGACUACCCCUAUACUCAGGGAUCCCAGGACUCAGCACUUUUGCAGUUGCUUGAGAUAAGGGACCGUGUAAAUAAACUCUCCCCACCCGGUCAGCGUCGCCUUGACCUUUUCUCUUGCUUGCUUCGUCAUAGACUCAAGUUGUCGACUAGUGAGGUGGUGAGAAUUCAAUCUGCUUUGCAGGCCUUUACCAAAUUGCCAAACACAAUGGAUUAUGACACAACCAAAUUAUGUAGUUAACCAUAAAUGUCAAGCACAACCCAAAACCUUGAAGGAGUUUUUACAGUGCUUUUGUGGAACAGUUUAUGUUUGGAAGAGUAAAUUUAAAUUGUCUU